AUGAUGUUCGGCCGUCCGCCCGCGCCCCAGGUGAACUGGGAUGAGAUGUACUUCCACCAGAGGCUGCGCCACCUCUUCGACCACGGCGCAGACUGGUUGGUCUCGAAGCUGAACUGGUGGAUCCCCUCUGUGGCGGCAGGAAUGGUACUCAGCCUCCUCGUGCUCAGCGGUGAUCCGGUCGCGGAGGGCGCUUCAGUAGUGCUGCCCACACUGUCCCCCGUCCUGCGCACGCCCAUAUUCGGCUUGCAGAUGCCGGAGCGCGAGGGAGAGGCGGCGGAGGAAGACGAGGAAGAGUUUUAG
Trypanosoma grayi is the source of this 300-nucleotide messenger RNA. Its product is annotated as putative variant surface glycoprotein. Lineage: Eukaryota; Euglenozoa; Kinetoplastea; Trypanosomatida; Trypanosomatidae. The record is from RefSeq and is a predicted model, not a curated record. The transcript has a single exon. The coding region runs from base 1 to 300 and encodes 99 amino acids.